AUGACGCUCAUCAGGUCUUCAUCAGGUCUUCAUCAGGUCUUCAUCAGAAGCUCUGAGGCGCAGGAGUACGAUGCUGAGAACCCUUCAUCUCUGCUCCUCAUCGUCACAUUCUUCUUCGCCACGAUGGCAGAGACCGAGGCGAGCGCAGCACAGGCCGUGGACCAGGAUGGUAAAGCUGCAGAGACUAAGCCCACGGAGCCAGAGCCAACCACCACCUCCGACAAGACGCCCGAGCCUGAGGUCAGCGCCGAGGCCAACAGCAAAGACACUGUGAACAAGGAGGAGGUGGUGGCCGACGGAGCUGAAGCCGCAGCUGUCACGGAACCAGCAGAGGCCACAGAUGCAGCAGAGGCCACUGAUGCAGCAGAGGCCACUGAUGCAGCAGAGCAGACUGAAAACACCCAAGGAACCUCAACCGCUGACCACAAGACCUCACUACUGGACUCUUUCCUCCACAAGAGUGGCCUGGGCAAAGUGAUGGGAGGACGCAAGAAGAAAGAGCAGAGCACGACGUCAGGAGCCGAGGAGAGCGUUGCAGAAGGAGGCGAGAAGAGCGAGGAGAAGAUUGAAGAGAAGAGUGCAGAGAAGAGCGAGGAGACCGAGGCCACUGCUGAGGGCGAGGCUGCUGCUGCUGCUGCCGACAAGGACAACGAGAGUUCUGAAAAAGAGGAGGACAAAAAAGACAAGAGCAAAACCGCAGAAACCAAGUCUACAGUCAGAGACUUGAUCCGAAAACCUGUGGCCCGCAUCUUCUCCCAUCGUAGCACUGAAAAAAAGGACAGUUCAGAGCCCUUGAAGAAGGUUCGCUCUAAAUCCUUGGAUCGAAUUGAAGAUGCAGAGGCUCUGAACACCACUGACGCCAGCACAGAGGAAGGAGGAGCUGCAGGAGGAGCAGAGGAGGAGGGCGAGCCCAGAGCCUCCUCCGCCCAGGCCAAACACAUGAAGCGCUGGCAUUCGUUUAAGAAGAUGAUGGCUCAGAAGACUCACAAGAAGAGCAGCGGAGGAGGAGAGGAGGCCGAGGGAGAGGGAGGUGGAGACUCGUCCACACUAGACUCUAAAGAGUCCGGUCAGAAGGGCUGGAAGCUCAAGCGCUCCUGGACAUUCCAGGGCCUGAAAAGAGACCCGUCCAUAGUUGGCAUCAGCAGCAAGGCCAAAGGUUCAGACAAAGAGGCAACUGAGGGUGGCAAAGCAGAGGACGAGGCACAGGAGGCGGCAGGAGAGGCCCCGGCAGAAGGAGCCCAGGGGCCCACAGCAGAGGGAGGAGAGGAAGAGAAAAGCACCACUGCGGGAGUGGGAGCAGUCACUCAACACGCCAACGAGAUCUGGACAUCCUUCAAGAAACGGGUCACCCCCAAGUCUAAGCGCACCAACACAGAGUGUGCCCCGGACGAGGACGCUAUAGGUGAGGAAGGCUCCGAGGAGGGAAAAUCGGCAAAAGCAAAACGCUCCCACUUUGGCCGCGCUGUGUCGCUGAAAAACUUCAUCCUGCGAAAGGGCAAGUCGACAAGCGUGGACAUGGGCGAAGGAGCCAAGGAGGAAGAGGAGGCUGCAGCCGCUGAUGGAGAGGAAGAGGCCGCAGCCAGUACCGAGGCCGCUGCCGAGGGGAGCGAGCAGCCGAACGACGAGCGGGCCCCGACCGAGACCCCUGCAGCAGAGGAGAAGCCCGCCCCGGCAGAGGACGCCCCCGUGGCUAACUGUGAGACUAACGGCUGCUCCAACGGAACCGAUGACAGCGCCCACAAUCACCAUGACGACGAAGACGACAACACCACCACCACUGCCACGACUAACGGCAGUCCCGUCAAGAAAAGCAAGACGGUGGGAGAGGAUGGCAAGAUCAUCAACACUGCAGCGCCAUGCAACAGCGACAAAAAGGCGGAAAACGUGUGA
Knipowitschia caucasica is the source of this 1890-nucleotide messenger RNA. The record is from the annotation of a GenBank genome assembly. Lineage: Eukaryota; Metazoa; Chordata; Actinopteri; Gobiiformes; Gobiidae.